This is a messenger RNA of Vitrella brassicaformis, 1851 nucleotides long. Lineage: Eukaryota; Vitrellaceae. The record is from the annotation of a GenBank genome assembly.
CUCUUUCGCCCGCUCUAUCUCUCCGACGAGAUUGUCUGUUUGUCUGUCUGUCUGUCCGGUGAGUAUCAGUCCACGAAUGCAGUGAGGGAGCAAGGCAGGCAGUAUCGUCCGUCUAUCUGUGUGUGCGGGGGGAGGGAGGCAGGCAGGUCGAUACAUACAGCCAGACAGCCAGUAGUAAGCCAGCCACUCACAUACGUAUGCAUGUAUCUCUAUCCCGCCACCCAUCCAUCCAUCCAUCCAUCCAUAUCAUGUCUGUCACCUUCCCACCACCCUCCCUCCCGGCACAAUCCGCCACUCACUGCGUCAUGCGGACACUCCUGACCGUCUUGGGCUUCCAGGUGCUGAUGGUGGCGUUGGCCGCACUCACAUGCGGGGCCGCCGCGCUGCACCGCCGCACCGUCUUGACCGUGUUGUACCCCUCAGACACCAACGAAUGGCCCUCGCCACGGACGAACGAAGUGGACGCCUUUGCGGCGCCAUCCUGGGGCUCGUCGGCAGGAGCCUCGUUCUGGACGGGUGUGAUGGGCUGCUCGUCCUCCAUGGGCUCGCGCGGGGCGGAGAUCAGCCCGGGAGCAGCGGCAAACGGCUCCGCAGCAGCACCAGAGGCGUCACACAACUCGACGUCGACGGCCUGCAGACAGAAACCAGCAAGGGAGACACAGGCAGUGCAGUGCAAUCCAUUCACUUUUGCUGGGUGAAGUAUGCAACACAGCUGUGUGUGGGUCGGCCUCACUCAUCCCCCCACCUGUGCAGAGCCGUCGCUGGCCUCGUCAGCAAUGCCCUCCACCUCACCCACCAUAGCCGCACCGUCGUCAACGGCAUCAUUGCCGUCGAUGGCCAUUGGCGUCGACUCACACACACCGCUGUCGUGCUGGGAGGGGGCGGGGAGGGGGGAGGGAGCACCAGCAGACACGUGGAGCGCCGCAGCAUCCGGCUGGUCGGCAUGAGCCGCCACGAUGGCACACGAACGGCCCUCGUCAGCACAACGAUACACCUAAAGACAGACACACAGACCCAAGUACCAACAGAACACACACGUGCGCCCACCAUAUGCUAAUCUCGUGUGUGGAGUCGGUCGGCUUCACUCGUUCCCUCACCUGUGCAGAGCCGUCGUCAACCUCGUCAACAAUACCCUCUACAACAUCUAUGGUCCCCAAGCCAUCGCCACCCUCCCCACCACACCCACCCUCGCCAGCAGCCCUGCUACCCUCCUGCACCACCCCUCGGCGGCUCGUGUCGUGCUGUGUCGUCAGGCGGGGGGCGGGGGAGGGGGACACACGCACUGCCGACGACUGACGGUGCGAGGCUGACUUGUCCGCACCCCCCGCUGCACGCCCCUUGUCGCCCACACGUGUGCCCUUCGUCACGUUGGCGCGGGUGGGCAGCUUGGCCGGCGGAGCCUUGCGGGCGACUGAACACAGUCGAGCACCGCCGCCGCCGAGCUUGGGGUUCUUCUGCAACAUCUCCCGAUACCUCCUCAGAUCCUCCUCCUUAGCCCUCUGGUGUGCCCUGGCCUUGGCCGCCGCCCUCUCCCUCUGGCGCACAGCCGCUGCCGCCAUAUGCGGAUUGACGUCAGGUCGACCACUGGGCGGCUUGCUGGCGAUGCAUGCACCGCUGCCGAGUCCUGCAGGCCGCUGAGGACGGCACUGGUGGCCACUGCCCUGAUGCUGCGCCUUGCUGCUGUUGCCGGGGGGUCCAUUGCGUGGGAAAUAGAUGCCGCAGCCCAUGUAGCUUGCGCGCCCCGAAAGUCCAUAGUCCGCCGCGAGACCGUUCUUCUUCACCGCCGCCGGCGGCAUAGUCGUCCGAAUACGACGCGAAACGACGAGAGAACUUAUCAAACGCUGGUAACUG